Molecule: messenger RNA, 1276 nt
Organism: Phragmites australis (common reed)
Lineage: Eukaryota; Viridiplantae; Streptophyta; Magnoliopsida; Poales; Poaceae
Exons: 4
Coding region: 218-1015 (265 amino acids)
Source: RefSeq, a predicted model, not a curated record
AACGCAACGCACACUUGGGUUGGGUGGCGCAGCCGAGCCGACGCCGCGGCCGAGCGAAUAAACGGAUCCUCCUCUUCACGCCACGUGGAGAUCCUCCUCUUUUUCUCCGGACGCGCUUGUUCGCGAAGCCCCGCCUCCCAUCCGCUCCCGUCCCUUCACCGACCCAACCAGAAGAGAGGCAAGGAAAAAAAAACUCUCGCCCCUCUCCGCCACCGACAUGGCCGCCGCCGCCCCCGCUUCGUCCUCCUCCUCCUCCACCGGUUUCGUCGGCGUCCCCAACACUCUCCCCCUCGACCAGGCGGCGGCGUCAGGUGGUGGCGACCGGGCGGCGGAUUUCGGGGUGUGCGCGAUUUGCCUGGACAAGAUCGCUCUCCAGGAGACGGCCCUUGUGAAGGGAUGCGACCACGCCUACUGCGUUACAUGCAUUCUGAGGUGGGCAUCCUACAAGCAGACCCCUGUAUGCCCACAAUGCAAGCAUCCAUUUGAAUUCCUCAGUGUGCACCGCUCUCUCGAUGGCUGUAUUCAUGACUACCUGUUUGAGGAAAGUGUUUGCCUUCUCCUGAGGGCUGCUUGGUUUGAACCUUUGAUCAUAGAGGCUCAUGAGGAGGUUCUGGAAGAAGAAUUUUACCACCAGUACCAAUAUGACGAUGAUGAAGAUGAUCUUGAUGAGGAAACUUAUUACAUGAGCAGGUCCCAGAGCGUUCGAAUUGGUAACAGGAGGUGGGGUGACAAUGGGUACAUCAGAGGAGGCAGGAGAGAGGCGAGGCCCCGUCAGGCCCAGAAUGACUCUGAUGCUGGUCCAUCCAGCACCCCUAAGAAAACAGAGACAUCGGCAUCGGGGUCAGGGUCAGGGUCAGUAUCCAAGGAUGUCGCAGGAAGGCGGGCAAAAAGGGCUCAGAAGCGACAAGCUGCAGACAAGGCAGCUGCGGAAAAGCACCUGAAGCACCUGCAGAGGUUGGGACUCAGGAAAGCACCUGAAGUGCCUGCAGAGAUUGGGCCUCAAGUGACUGAGUGACUCACCAACAACUGUAGAUAAUGGUGUGCUUUUAAAGAACACUGCAGCCCAUGGGCCACAAAAUAAUCUUCCAUUGUGAAGAACUGGAGCGUGGCCUUGUAUCACGGCAACUUUGCCGCAUUGUACAGUACUUUAGUUUCUCAUUGCUCUUUAGAUCCUGCAUUGAAAAUGCACUGCCGUCUGCGGCACUGCAGCUAUGCUGUUUUAUCUCAUUCUGAUACCUUUUACAUUCGGUUAUAUUAGGGGAUGCAAAUUGCUAUC